CACGAUGGGAGGCAAGCUCAGCAAGAAGAAGAAGGGCUACAGUGUGAACGACGAGAAAGCCAAGGACAAGGACAAGAAGGCUGAAGGCGCGGGGACCGAAGAGGAGGGGACCCCGAAGGAGAGCGAGCCCCAGGCGGCCGCGGAGCCCGCAGAGCCCAAGGAGGACAAGGCCGAGAAGGACGCCCAGGACGCCGAGCCCAAGGCCGACGACAAGGGCGAGAAGGACGCGGCUGCGGCCCAGGAGGGGGCGCCCAAGGCCGAGCCCGAGAAGACGGAGGGGGCCGCCGAGGCCAAGGAGGAAGGGGACCCCAAAAAGACUGAGGCUCCCGCAGCUCCUGCCGCCCCGGAGACGAAAAGCGACGGGGCCCCAGCUUCAGACUCAAAACCGAGCAGCACUGAGGCUGCCCCCUCUUGCAAGGAGCCCCCCGCAGCCACGGAAGCGCCCAGUUGUACCCCCAAGGCCCAGGCCCCCGCAGCCCCCGCAGAAGAGCUCAAGGCCCCCGAGGCCCCCGCGGCGAGUUCCGAUCAAACCGUGGCCGUGAAAGAGUGACAAGGACAGCCAGGGGAGACACGACACGCUUAAGCCACCUCUCUCUCUCUCUCUCUCUUCUCUCCCCCCUUCUCUUUCUCUCUUUUUCUCUCCCCUUCUCUCUCCCUCU
This is a messenger RNA of Galeopterus variegatus (Sunda flying lemur), 659 nucleotides long. It is a transcript of the gene BASP1, whose product is annotated as brain abundant, membrane attached signal protein 1. Gene Ontology annotation, cellular component: nucleus; cytoplasm. The record is from RefSeq and is a predicted model, not a curated record. The transcript has 2 exons. Bases 5 to 550 code for a protein of 181 amino acids. NCBI's taxonomy places the organism in Eukaryota, Metazoa, Chordata, Mammalia, Dermoptera, Cynocephalidae. Gene Ontology annotation, molecular function: transcription cis-regulatory region binding; transcription corepressor activity. Gene Ontology annotation, biological process: negative regulation of DNA-templated transcription.